AUGCACGCACUGGGUAGCACGCCGCACACACGAGGCUAUUUAAGACCCAAGCCGGUCGCCGGUCCGAUUUCACUUGUCCUGCCACCUUUCCUCAUGCUACUCUUCGUGCCGUUUCUCCUCCUCCUCCUUCCAGUCUCCGUCGACGCCACCGUGACGGCGGACCGACACGACCUGUGGAACAGACAGCGUCUGCAUGGAAUCGGAAACGAGCUGCUGGAAAAGGGCAUGAUUGUGGCCAGCUACCUCGAUGGGAUGGAACUAAGUGUGAAGAUUAAUCGGGGCGCUAGUUGCAAAAAGCUGUUCUACCUCAUUGGCAAGAACCAGCAGUUCGGCUUUACAAUCACGCCGUGCACGGGUCCGUUGCACGCGAUCCACUUUCACUCGAUCAACACUGUUAAGGAUGAAUGGGUGAGGGAUGGGACGGUUUUCACCAAAUGGACUGCACGAACGCGGCGUUCGAGCGAAAUUGUUCCAGGUCUUGGCCGCAGAUCUUGGUACCGACCCCCGCUGCGAGUGGAGUUGCUAACACUGGACGGGAACCCCCAGCUUCAGGCCAUUUCGAAGGGCCCCAAUUGGCUGCGAGGCUCGGGCACAGCGCGGCUCCACUUCACCAGCUGGGGUGCCACUGGGGAUACCCUAGUGGUGACGGUGUACGGACAACCUGGAACCACCUUCAGGGUGCUGUGGAGCGCCAACAUUUCGCAACGCUACCAGCCUCAUCAGGGCUACCCCUGCCUACCACAGCCGUACAAGUCGUCUCAAAUUGACGUUUGUCAUUUGGGCGUGGAUAGCAACAAACUCAGAAUACGUUGGCCACCAGCGGUAAAUGAGGACUCUUCAACCAAGUACUGCGUGGCAGUCAACGAUCGAAUCAGCCUGAUACACCAAUGCUCAAUUGAUGCGAUUUUUAAUGAUGAACAGAUGCGACGCCAGUGCAACUUUGUCUACGAUUGUACCCAGGCGAAUCACAUUGUGCUAAGGUUACCCACACAACUUUCGCCCUACCUCCAAGAAGGGAAAUCGAAGGGGCUCUUCGUCAAUGUCUACACCGUGAACACCGCGACAAACCUCAGCACGGCGUUUCCGCCCUUGAUCCCAAGGGAGAUUCCUCGAUGUGUGGACCAGCGUUCGUUCACGAGGGUCUGGGUGAAGUUACGACCCGUGACGUACGUGCUUCAUUGGUUAAAAGACGUGGUAUUCGAUUGGCCCUCCAAGUACACCGAGGUGACAAUGUUUCUUCAACCUUGCCUUCGGCAGCACAAGCGAGCCCACUUGUUGUAUAACAUGGAAGUGUUUCAUCAAGAAGCACCGGGGCAAGAUCAAGACGACCGACCCGUUUUCACGACGCGCAUUCCUGACCGGCCGAUAGUGCACCUGCCCGAGUUGUCACAAACAUUCGACGCACUCGGUGGGACGUUCCGGCUGCGGCUGUCUCUGCUAAACAACUCCACCGGAAGGCACUUUGUCCAGGGCGAAAAGGUCGCCAGGCUGUUUUUCCUCAAUGCAACCGAGAGUGAUCCUCUUCCCCAGCGAGCGACGACCACUAAUAUGGGAGUGCAGGCAGACGACGGAAAAUUGCAAACCUGGGACCAUGACAAGUACCCGGUCCGUUUCGAUGCGCUCUGCGCGACCCACCAGGUCUCCAUGACACUGCCUAUCAGCCAAGUGCCUCAUUCCUAUUGGAUAAAAACGCUUUCCCUUCCGGAGGAGAAGAUGCUUCAACAGGAAAACCGUACAAUCGAAGGAAUUGAAGAAAGAAUAAACCACUGUGAGUACUCAACAAUAUCUCUGGCUAGCUUCCUGGGUCCAGAGACGAGAAUUCACACCCAAAGUCACACCUCGACUGCUGGUCAGUCGUCCCUUGAGGUCAAACUUCCACUUUACUACGAGACAGGUCACCCGCGGUUUCACCUGGUUCUCGUGUACGCGGCGCGUACCACAGACGUAACCGCCGCCUACCGAUCACUGCUGGUCCAUCGUGUCGUCGACGUUUGCAGGACUGUUGAACAGAUCUGUUACGCCAGCCAAUUCAACGGUGUUUGCUCGUGA
Mesocestoides corti is the source of this 2049-nucleotide messenger RNA. The record is from the annotation of a GenBank genome assembly. Lineage: Eukaryota; Metazoa; Platyhelminthes; Cestoda; Cyclophyllidea; Mesocestoididae.